CGCGGGGCCUGCCGGGAGGCGUAGUUCCGGGCCGCGCUCGCCGUCGUCGCUGCCUCCGCUCCGGCCGCGGCCCGCGGAGAGGCCCAACUCGAGCUCGGUGGGGCGCGGGAGGCUUUGACUGGAGCCCGUGCGGCGUCUCCACCACCCCCGGGAGCCCGCCGGUUAGCAGCGGCCCCCUCCGAGCGGCCGGCCUUGCCCGCCUCGCACGACGGCCCUGCCAGGUGGGACGGCCGAGCAGAUUUGAAUGUGACCUGUAGAAGAGGCGAAGAUGUCGCUUCACAACACCAGAGCCUCGGUGCUCCUGGCCUGGGUGAACAGCCUGAAGCUGGGCGAUGCCGUCACUUCGUUGUCUGAGCUCCAGGAUUGCAGCCUCUUCCUCAAGAUCAUUGGCAAAAUACAUGGCACAGAAGAGGGGCAGGAUGUUUCCCAGCAGAGUGUGGCAGAGCGGGUGAGCCAAGUCAUCAGCUUCCUUCAGAAAAUCUGCAAGCACAAAGCCUCCCCGCGCAGUCUGGUGUCCAAGGAGAAGCUCUUGGCAGCGGAAGAACUGGAGUUAGCCAAGGUGGUGAUGCUGCUCUUGUACUAUGCUUCCAUGAGCGAUAAGAUCCCUCGGGAGUGGACCACGCUCGAAUACGACCUGCAGACGGAGAUGGCCAAGUUCCUGAACUUCAUGCUCUACAACGAAGACUGUCUCAGUGAAGAUCUGGAGAACUUUCUCCAAAAGAAAAUGCCAGCCUCCUCAAGGACCUCCAGUGCCAGCUCAGAGGAGGUCACCCCACCCAAACGAGGGGUGCCUUUCCUGAAACUACACAAGAUCGCAUCUUCUUCCAGCAUGAACAAGCCGCUCCCUGGCUCCUCCUCCUCCUCCUCCUCCUCCUCCUCCUCGUCUCCCAUGGGGGAGAUCAUGCAGACCCCCCAGUUCCAGAUGCGGAGGCUGAAGAAGCUGCUGGAAGCUGAGCGAGAGAACCGCGACGAGCUGGAGCAUGAAUUGGCCGAGAACCGGAAGCUCCUAGAUGAGAAAGAUACGCGCAUCCUGAUGAUGAAGCAGCGCAUCGACCGCCUCACCCUCCUGCAGGAACGGCAGGCGGCUGCGGAUCAUCUGGAGCCCAAGGAGAUGGAGGAGCUCCGGGACAAGAACGAAAGCCUCCUCCUCCGCCUGCAUGAGACUCUGAAGCAGUGCCAGGAUCUGAAGACGGAGAAGGGGCAGAUGGACCGGAAGAUCAACCAGCUCUCCGAGGAGAACGGAGAACUCACUUUCCGGCUCCGAGAGUUCGCCCGCACCUUGACGGAGCUCCAGGAAGCCAUGAAUGAAAUGUGUGAAGGGCAGGACAAGUCCCUGAAGGAAUGGGAGGAGCGGAGGAGUCGCCUGGAAGCAGAGCUCCACAGGGCCCUGAGUGAGAAGAGAUGCCUGGAAGAGAAGGUGGAGAUUCUGCAGGGGAAGAUCUCCCUGCUGGAGGACCAGCUGGCCAAGCUGACCAAGGAGACCAGCUCCCUGCCGGUGAAAGGAGAAGUCCUGGGCGACGUCUUGAAGCUCGAAGGCCUGAAGCAGCAAGUGGCCAGCCUGAGCAGCCAGCAGGCCGAACUGCAAGCCACCGUCCUCCGUCUGGAAGAAGAGAAGCGCCUUCUGGAGGCCAACCUCCAGGCCGAAAGGAGAAGCUUCGAAGCGGAGAAAGCCCAGCUGACGGGCCUCCUGACGGAGCUGCAGAAUUCCAGCUCCGAAAUUUCUCGCGCCAAGGAGAAGCUGGAACAGGACUGCCGGGCCCAGGAGGAAUGCUUGAUCGCCCAGGCCAACACCCUCACGGCGGAGAUCUCCAAGCUGACGGGCUUCCUUCGCCAGAGGGACGAGGAGCUGCUGGCUCUGCACCAGCAGGUGGAAGCUGAGAGGAGCCAGAAGAGCCAGCUGGCCGAAGACUGGGAGAAGAAGGAGCAGAGGUCUCGGGCAGCCAUCGAAGACCUGAGCCACCAGGUGGAUCAGCUGAGCAGCUCCCUGAAGCAAAGCAACCAGAAGGUGUCCCAGAUCGAAGCCGCCAGCCAGGAAGAGUACAACCGGAUCGCCCAGGAGAAGGAGCUGGCCGUAAGGCAGCUCCAGGAGAAAGAAGCCGAAGUGUCCUCCUUGGCCGAGCGGCUGCAGUCCCUGGAGCACGCUCGGACCUCUUCUGCUGUGGAGCUCCACCAGGAGAAGAUGGAGGCCACUCAGAAGAUCCAGGCGCUGGAGGCCAGAGUCGUGGCCCUUACUGCCCAGGGCCAGCAGAGCGAGGCCCAGGCGGCGGCCAUCCCAGCCUUGAAAAGCCAGCUGCGGGAAGCUCAGCAGAAGCUGGCCGAGAAGGAGAAGCUGGCCAAGGAACAUACCCGUCUUCAGGAGCGGCUGAUGGUCCUCGAAGAGUCCGUCCGCAACACCGAGGGGAUCCUGGAGGACGAGAAGAGGAGGGCGGCCGAGUCCCUGGAGAGCAACCUCCGGCAAAUCGCAGAGCUGGAAGAGCAGGUCCAGGAGCUGACCAGGCACAAGGACCAGGCGGUGGAAGGGAUGGCCGAGGAGAAGGCCAGGAGGGAAGCCCUGGAAGGCCAGAUGCAGCGACUGGAAGAGGAAUCCAGGAGGAAGCUGGAAGAGCUGCAGCGUCAGCUGGCUGAGUUGCCCCUUGCCAAAAGGGAGCUGACCGAACGGAGUGGGCCGGAGCAAAGCGGCCCGAAGUUCCAGGCUGACCAGAAGAAGUUGGCAGAGCUGGAAGCCCAGCUGAAAAAUCUCAGCGCCCAACACCAAGAAGCUCUGACUGCCGUUCAGGCCAAAUUGUCUCAGUCCGUUUCCCAAGUCAAGGAGAAGACGAGCUCGGAAGAGAAGCUCCGAGCUAAAGUGGCCACCUUGGAGAAGCAGGCGGCUACCACCCGUCAGGAAUUGGCUCAGGCCAAGCAGGACGGGCACGAGGCUGUCCAGGAACUUGAAGAGGCCCUCGUGAGGCUGGCUCAAGAGCAGCUCAAGAGAGAGGAGCUGGAAGGCAGAGUGAGGCAGUUGGGAGAGCAAAGCAGUGAAGAUCUGACCACGGCCGAGUCCAGCUUGUCCAGCCUCAAGUCCGCUCUGAAGGAGAAAGAGCAGGAGGUGGAACAGGUCUCUGCCCAGCUGAAGACGCUGAAGGCCGAGUUGGAGGAGACUCUGCAGCAACAGGAAAGUCAGCUGGCUCGGCACCAGGAGGAAGCCAAGCGGUUGGCGGAGGAAGAGGAGCGAACCCACGCCGAGCUGGCCGUGGAGAAGGCCCAGAAGGUGGCCCUGGAGGUGCAGCUGCAGAACCUCACCAAUGAGCACCGGGUGGAGGUCUCCAGCCUCCAGGAGGAGGUGGCCAGGGCCCAGGACCUGCUGGGCGAGAAGGAGAGGGAGCUGGAGGAGCUGCGGCUAAAGAACGUCUCCCGCUGCGAGGAGUUGAGGGACCUGCAGAAGACGGUGAGCAAGCUGAAAGGAGAGCUGGCCUCGGUGGAGGCGCUGAAGGAGAGGGAAGCCAAGAUGGAGAACGAGCUGCAGGGCUUCCUGGAAGUGGCCAGGACCCGGGAAGCCGAGAUCAACGGCCUGAAAGCCCUGGUGCACUCCAAGGAUGCGUCCCUCAAAAGCCUGGAGGAGCAGAAACUCCACUUGGAGAAGGAGUCGGUCACCCUCCGGGAGAUGUACGAGAAGCAGCUGAAGGAGGGCAAAGAUCUCCAGGGCCAGGUCGGCAAGCUGGAGAAGCUGACGGCCGCCUCUAAGGAGCAGCAGCACGCCCAGGCGGAGGCGUUGAAGCGGGAAGCGGGCCACCAGAGGCAGAAGACCUCCGAGUUGGAGAAGCUCCUGGAGGCCUCCAAGGCCACCGUGGAGAAACUGAAGAGGGAACUCCUGCAGACGGAAGAGGAGCUGGUGCGGAGCCGGAAGGCCGUGUCAAGAGCCGAGGAAGAGUUGGCCUCCCUGCGGACCUCGGCUCAGGAGAAGGACAGGCUGGAAGAGAGCCGGAAAGAGCAGAUGUCCCGCUACCGCCAGGAAGCGGAGCGGAAGGCCAGCCACAUCAACAGUUUGGAGCAGGACAGGUCCAUCCUGCACCGGCAGCUGAUGGAGAAGGAAGCGGAGAGCAAGGACCUCCGGCGCCUGGUCAUGGCCGAGUCGGAGAAGAGCAAGAAGCUGGAGGAGAGGCUGAGGCUCCUGCAGUCCGAGAUGGCCACGGCGGCUUCCCGGGCGGCAGAGAGGUGCUCGGCGAUGAAAGCAGAAGCCCAGAGCUCCCAGGAGCAGGCCGAGAAGCUGAGGCUGUCCGUGGAGACCCUGAAGAAGGAGCUGAGCGGGCUCUCCAAGCGGGAGGAGGCCCUCGGCCAAGAGCUCAAGUCCUGGCAGGAGAAGGCUUUCCAGAAGGAGCAGCUGCUCGCAGGACAGCAGCAGGAGUUGGCCGGAGCUCAGGCUUUGAUUGGUGAGCUGAUGCCCCUCAAGGGCUUGUACCAGCAGCUCCAGGCCUCGCAGGCCUCGCAGGGGGACAAGCAUCGGGAAGAGGUGGAGCAGCUGCAGAAGACCACCGGCCUCCUGCAGGCGGAGCUGAGCAGGACCAAGCAGGAGCUCUCGGAGACCUCCUCCGUCAAGGAGAGCUUCCUCCAACAAGAGCAGCUUCUCCAUCAGCUGCAAGCGGAGAACAGCGGGUACGUGGAGCGCCUGGCCGCCCUCCAGCGGGCUCACACCCAGCUGGCCGAGGAGAAGAGGGAGCUGGCCGAGAAGGCCACCCAAGGGCAGCAGAGCCUGGACAGGGAGUUGGCCCAGCUCAAGCAGAAGCACGCUCUGGAGCUGGAGGCCACCCGGAUGGACUCUGAGAAGCUGGUGGCGGGGAGCAAGCGGGAGGCUGAGGAGGCUCAGAAGAAGCUGGAGGCCAUGGCCAAGACCUACGAGGACACCAAGCGUCAGCUGACAGCUCAGGCAGAGAAGCUGGAGAAACAUCAGCGGGAACAAGCUAAGCAGGUGGAUGAGCUGAAGAAGAAGCUGGUUCAGCAAGAGAAGGCCGCCCAGACCCAUCAGCAGAAAGCGAAGGUGCGCGAGGAGGAGCUCCGUUCGGAGAUGAAGCAGCUGAAGGAGAAGACGGCGGAUCUUCAGGCUCAGCUGGUGAAGAAGGAACAGGCUGCCGAGCAUUACAAGGCUCAGAUGGAGAAGGCAAGGACGCACUACGAUGCCAAGAAACAGCAGAACCAGGAGCUGCUGGAGAAGCUGAAGGGCCUGGAGCACCUGGAGAAGGAGAACGCCGAGCUGAAGGCCGAGUCGGAGCGCCUGGCCAAGGAGUUGCAGCGCACAGCCCUGCAGGCCACCGAGUCAGAGCUCAGCCUGAAGAACCUCACCAGCCAAGUCCGGGUCCUGCAGGCGCAGCUGGACUUCUCGGAUCGGCAGCUUCGAGAGCAGGGCAAGGUCCAGGCAGCCCUGGAGACCCUCAAGGGCCGGGAGACCUUCAGGCAGAGCUCGGCCGAUAUCAGCACGGACAGCCUGGACUUGAGCACCAGCGACGAAGGGCAGCCCCUUAACUCCACCAGCAGGAAGACCCGCCGCUCUUUGUCCGAAUCGGGGGCCGUGGAAUCGUCCAAGACCUCCCAGGCGCUGCCCCACAAGAGGGACUCCUUGGAGAGCCUCUACUUCACCCCCAUCCCCACCCGCUCACGGUCCAAGCUGGAGAACAGCAUUGACUCCAUCGGCAAUAUCACCUUGGACUCCGGACGGAAGGCGCUCUCUGGCCGUCGGCGCACCACACAGCUGAUCAACAUUACCAUGAUCAAAAAACACCCCAAGCUGGAACCUCUGGACAGCACCAAUGAGUCUUUUGUCAGCCUGCGGUCCUCCGGCUCAGGGGACAGCGGCCAGGAGUCGGUCAAGACCCGCCUGCGUUCGGCGGCGGCGGCUUCCUCCUCCACCCGCUCUCUGGCCAGCCUCCCCUCCCAGGAGUCCCUCAUCAGGCUGUCCGCCUCUUCACCCGAUGGCACCUCUGGCCACGCCGCUCUGAAGAGCCUGCCUGGCUACCGACCGGCCACCCGCAGUUCUCUGAGACACUCCCAAGGCGGGGGUGCAAACACCGGCCGCAGCAGUUUCUACGCAGCCUCCUGUGACGAUGAGCCUGAGCAGAUGGACAGCUGGAACCGCAUCGCAGAGCUUCAGCAGCGGAACCGCAUCUGCCCGCCUCACCUGAAGACCUGCUACCCUCUGGAGUCCCGGCCCUGUCCACUCCUGACCACCAUCACGGACGAAGAGGUGAUGACCGGAGACCCCAAGGAGACCCUCCGACGGGCCAGCAUGCUGCCCUCCCAGAUUGUGGAGGGCCCCAGCACCCGCCGCAGCACGCUGAGUGCCGCCUGGGCACUGGGAGGGGUGGCCACACGGCAGCAGCGGAAGCGCCUUUCGGACGAACCCCAGACGGGGCCGGGGACCCCCGAGGCCAAGAAAUCCUCCGCCUGCUUCCCCCGGCCCCAGACCCCCAAAGGGAGGGCUGAGGAUCGCAAGCAGGGCCCCCCGGGGGGUGAGAAGAAGAGCAAAGCCCAGCCAACAGACAAGCAGUCUGAGAGGCGUCACUCACUGGCCUUCAGCAUCCUGAACACCCCGAAGAAACUGGGGAACAGCCUCUUGCGCCGUGGGGCCAAUCGUAAGGUGACUCCCAAAAAUUCCCCUCGGAGUGGCAGCCGGAGGUCUCCAAGGAACGCUGCGCCUUCAAAGGGCAAGGCCAAGUCCCAGAAGGUGAAGGUCUAGCUCCCUUCGUUUUGGCUGCCGAUUCCACCGUGUUACAUCUCUCCCUGGAGGAAAGGGAGGAGGGGGCCGCUGCCCCUCUGCCGCUGCCAGCCCCCCGCAUCCCCCUGCGUCCUCUCCCCCUGCCUCAAGCAGGCCUAGGAACUUGGCCUUCUCGCCUCCCUCCCUGUCCCAGCCUGGGUGGUUCACAGCCUCUGUGAGUGUAGGUGCCUUCCUUCCCUUCUUCCUUCUUCCUCUGUUUAUCCUCUUUUUUUUCCCCUUCCCCCUUUUACCUCUGUGCCUUGCCUUUCCCUUUCCCUCCCUCCUUUUAUCUUUCCUUCCUUCCUUCCUUCCUUCCUUCCUUCCUUCCUUCCUUCCUCCCUCCCUCCCUCCCUCUUUCUCCGUUCCCUUCCCCCACUCAUUCAGGGCCAUGUGGUUGGCAUCCCAAGGCCUUGGGGGGGGGGGUCUUCUCCCUCCUGCCGAUGCGCCCCCCUCGUGGUCUUUUCCGUUCUCGAUUCCUUGUACUUCUGGGAGGGCUCAGCCUUUGGCCAAGAGGUGAGGUGGGGUCCUGCUUCCUAGCCCUUGGGCCUUCUCGGGGCACCCAGAGAUCGUGCCCUGGCAGAGGAUGGGAGGCUCUGCCAUUCCAUUCGGGAGGGGGGGAGGGAGAGCUUGGGCACGCGCCUCUCUUUCUGUCACAGCUGUACUUAGCGCCCUUGCUUCGUAUCGCAAUCUGUAGAGCCUGGGUUGGAGCCAGGGAGUUUUCCAGGUUGGGGUGCCAGAAACUCACCUGGAGCAGGUAGGCAGUCAGGGUGGGGGUGACCCUGGGUGGCAGAUCAGACGGGGUGCACUUCUGCACCAGGCCUGGGCCACAACUGAGCGGUGCCCAGAAGCCGUGGGGCCGCCCAGGACCGGCUGGGUCUGGGGAACAGUCCCAGCCCUCGGCUCUCAACCGGAGACCCCCAACUGGAGGGUGAGAGGGAGACCCUGACGGAAGGAGGCUCCCAGGCUGAGGGGGGGGCACCACCUGGGGUCUUCCCCUGCUUGCAACCCUCUACUACUCUCGCCUUUGUAGAGACUUUAGCAGGAAAUGUGUCAUUUUAAAUAAUGUUUCUACUUGUAAAUAAAUGGUAUUUUUCUCCCGAGAGUGGUUGGAA
Molecule: messenger RNA, 7836 nt
Organism: Ahaetulla prasina
Lineage: Eukaryota; Metazoa; Chordata; Lepidosauria; Squamata; Colubridae
Gene: NUMA1
Product: nuclear mitotic apparatus protein 1
Exons: 26
Coding region: 269-6706 (2145 amino acids)
Biological process (GO): establishment of mitotic spindle orientation
Cellular component (GO): centrosome; spindle pole; spindle microtubule
Molecular function (GO): microtubule binding
Source: RefSeq, a predicted model, not a curated record